Messenger RNA from Triticum urartu, 2308 nucleotides. Its product is annotated as protein INVOLVED IN DE NOVO 2. Gene Ontology annotation, biological process: gene silencing by siRNA-directed DNA methylation. The record is from RefSeq and is a predicted model, not a curated record. Lineage: Eukaryota; Viridiplantae; Streptophyta; Magnoliopsida; Poales; Poaceae.
CUGCCUCCCCGAACACGAGCUCGUCCUCUGCCUCGGCGACCCAAAGGUUAUCAAAAAACCCUUCUCGGAAAUGGAAUACAGUUCAGAUGACGAUUCGGAUAUUAGCGAUUCUGAGAUUGACGAGUAUGGAGCCAAAAUUCAGGCCCGCCUGCUUUCAGGAGAUUUAAAGUUCAGGAAUGGUGAUAGUUACAGCUGCCCAUUCUGUACUGGCAGGAAGAAUAAAGAUUACAACAUGCAAAGCCUUCUUCAGCAUUCCUCAGGAGUAGGUGCAGCACCUAAUCGACCAGCAAAAGAUAAAGCAUCGCACCGUGCCCUUGCCAAGCAUUUGAAGAAUGGCGUUGCUAAACCUUCUGACCCACAGCAGGCACAGCAAAUUGCUGUAGAGCCGCAGCAGCCGCAGCAAAUUGCUGUAGAGCCGCAGCCUCUUCCAAACAGACAUGAGAAGUUUGUGUGGCCCUGGAUGGGAGUUCUAGUUAAUGUACCUACUGAAUGGAAGGACGGGCGUCAAGUCGGAGAAAGUGGAAAUCGUUUGAAGGGGGAAUUAUCGCAAUUUUGCCCACUGAAGGUUAUUCCAUUAUGGAAUUUUCGAGGUCAUACAGGGAAUGCUAUUGUUGAGUUUGCAAAAAACUGGAAUGGUUUCAGAAAUGCACUUGCGUUUGAAAAGUACUUUGAGGCAGGAGGUUGUGGCAGAAGGGACUGGAAGCAAAACAUGAAUCAAGGGUCAAAGCUUUGUGGAUGGGUCGCAAGGGCUGAAGAUUACAAUUUUCCGGGGCUAAUUGGGGACCACUUAAGGAAAAAUGCUGACUUGAAAACUAUCGAUGAUCUUGAGAAUGAAGGAACGCGUAAAAAUAAUAAACUUGUAGCUAAUUUAGCUAACCAAAUUGAGGUCAAGAAUAAGUAUUUACAGGAGCUUGAACUUAGAUACAAUGAGACAACUGUGUCACUUGAGAAAAUGAUGGGGCAAAGGGAACAACGUCUCCAGGCAUAUAAUGAAGAAAUUCGGAAGAUGCAGCAGCUAGCUCGCAGACAUUCUGAAAAGAUCAUCGAUGAGAACCAAAAUCUGCGUUCAGAACUGGAGUCGAAGAUGAGUGAACUAAAUGCAAGAUCCAAAGAGCUUGAUGACCUUGCUGCAAAAAGUUCUCAUGACAAAAGUAAUCUUGAGCAGGAGAAGCAGAAGAAUGCUAUUAAAUCAAACCAUCUUAAGUUGGCAACAGCGGAACAACAGAGAGCUGAUGAGGAUGUGGUGAAGCUUGUGAGAGAUCAGAAGAGAGAGAAAGUUGCUGCUUUAAACAAGAUCCUGGAGUUAGAACAGCAGUUGGAAGCAAAACAAACGCUUGAAUUGGAAAUACAGCAGCUGAAGGGCAAAUUGGAAGUGAUGAAGCAUAUGCCAGGUCAUGAAGAUUCAGUCUCGAAGGAUAAAAUCAAUGAACUUAGUGAGGAGCUGCAAGAUAAGAUGGAUGAACUGGAUGCUAUGGAGUCACUUAACCAAACUCUGGUUAUUAAAGAAAGCAAAAGCAAUACUGAGAUGCAAGAAGCUCGGAAGGAGCUGGAAAAUGGCUUGCUUAAUCUUCCAGGUGGCCGAGCACAUAUAGGGAUCAAGAGAAUGGGCGAGCUUGAUCUGAAAGCAGUUUCAAAUGUUCUCGGACAGAAGUUGUCGAAAGAGGAUGCAGAAGUUACUGCUGCCAUCCUUUGUUCAAAGUGGGAAGCCGAAAUAAAGAAUCCAGAAUGGCACCCUUUUAGGGCUGUCAUGGUUGAUGGAAAGGAAAUGGAAAGAAUCAAUGCUGACGACGCAAAGCUUCGAGAAUUAAAAGAUGAGCAUGGCGAAGAAAUAUAUUCGUUGGUGACCAAGGCGCUGCGUGAGUACAAUGUUAACAGCACCAGGUAUCCCGUAGGAGAGCUGUGGAACUUCAGGGAAGAACGGAAGGCGUCUCUCAAGGAAGCUGUCCAGGUGGUCCUGAGACAGUGGCGAGCCAACAGGAGGAAGCGUUGAUUGAGCCCAAUCGAUGUCGCUUCUUUCCUCCUGGCCUGGACAUCAGCAUUAUUGUUGUUUGAUAAAUCUCUAGGGACCAUCUACCCCAUGUUGGACACAAAUCGAAUAAGAAAUAAUCCUGUUGUUGCAGUAGUAGUAUCAUUAGUGAAGUCUCUAUCCAUCUGUGUAGACAAGCUUGAAUAAAGACUUGCAGUAGUAUCAGCACCUGCAAGCACGCCAUCGACCCGAUCAUCGGCGUCUGUUGGUAAGCGCCGCUGUAUGCUUUGUUGUCUUAAGUUGCUGAUAGUAAUUCAGAGGAGUGUUUGUUUGUUGUCUGAA